AAGGAUCCACUGCUCUGCUGCUGUUGCUGCUGCCUCUGUUGCUCGCGCUGUGUAUAUGUGUGUGUCUGUGUCGGUGUGUGUGUGUGUGUGUGCGUGGCCUGAUGAGAUGAAAUGCCAGGAUUUGGCUACAUCCAGGGAGAGCCUCUCCAUCCUAUGAUGUGAACCUGCCAGCAGCACUGUGGGAUCAGGGAGAAGCUGCAUCUACUGUACCAAGCGACAGGCCUAUGGAGGACCAGGCGUGAUCCAAUGGGAGGGGAGAUAUUUUUUUAAAUUAUUCUUCUCUGCUGUGGAAAGACGGGAUUGUCGUCAUCCCCUCCAUCCAUCUUUUUUUCCUCUGUGGUGCCUCCUCCUCCACCACCACUCAUUUUUUCUCCCUCAUUCUUCUAGAGGCACUCGUUGGAAUAUCAAACCUCCAUGUAUGACAAUUUGUACCUGCAUGGAUUUGAAGACUCGGAGGCGGGCUCAGCUGAUUCGUACACUAGCAGACCAUCAGACUCAGAUGUCUCUCUGGAGGAGGAGCGGGAGGUACAGGCCCAGGUCCAGAGUCAGAGCCCAAGCCAGAGCCAAGGACCGGGACAGAGCCGUCAGGAGAAGGAGCAACAAGCCGCCAGUCAACUGGAAAGAGCCAAGUCUAAACCUGUGGCAUUUGCUGUGAGGACCAACGUCAGCUACUGUGGUGCACUGGAUGAGGAUGUUCCAGUACCGGCCACAGCCAUCUCCUUUGAUGCCAAGGAUUUCCUCCACAUAAAAGAGAAGUUCAACAAUGACUGGUGGAUCGGCCGGUUAGUGAAAGAGGGCUGUGAGAUCGGCUUCAUCCCCAGCCCCCUGAAGCUCGAGAACAUCCGACUCCAGCAGGAGCAAAAGAGAGGACGAGUCCAAGGUAAGUCUGGAGGGAACUCUUCUUCCAGUGUAGAGGAUGAGGUGUCUGCCUCUAUCCGACCCCUCAUAUCCUCGGCAGGAAAGCAGAAACAGAAAGUGACGGAGCACUUCCCCCCGUAUGAUGUGGUUCCCUCCAUGAGGCCUGUGGUGCUGGUGGGACCUUCACUCAAGGGUUAUGAGGUAACAGACAUGAUGCAAAAAGCACUGUUCGACUUCCUCAAGCACAGAUUUGAUGGCAGGAUAUCUAUCACCCGCGUCACGGCAGAUAUAUCAUUAGCCAAGCGGUCGGUUCUCAACAACCCCAGUAAGAGGGCCAUCAUUGAAAGAUCCAACACUCGCUCAAGCUUAGCUGAAGUGCAGAGUGAGAUCGAGCGGAUCUUUGAGCUGGCCCGCUCCCUGCAGCUGGUGGUGCUGGACGCCGACACCAUCAACCACCCAGCCCAGCUCCUCAAGACCUCCCUGGCCCCCAUCAUCGUCCAUGUUAAGGUCUCCUCACCAAAGGUGUUGCAGAGGUUAGUCAAGUCCAGAGGGAAAUCCCAGAGCAAACACCUGAAUGUGCAGCUUGUGGCAGCAGACAAACUGGCCCAGUGUCCUCCGGAAAUGUUUGACAUCAUCCUGGAUGAGAACCAGCUGGAGGAUGCCUGUGAGCAUCUCGCUGAAUACCUCGAGGCCUACUGGAAAGCAACCCAUACCUCAAUGGCGACACCCCUAAACCCCCUGCUGGGACGCAACCUGGGCCCGACAACCCUCACCCCCUACCCAGCCAGCAUCUCUGGGCUGCAGCAGAGCCAAAAAAUGCGACAGAGCAACCACACAGGAGACCAUUCUACCCCGAAUGAACGACGCAACCUGAUGACAGCAGACGAAAAUUACCACAAUGAGCGGGCACACAAGGGACGCAACCGCAUGUCGUCCAGCUCACAGCACAGCCGAGAGCAGCAGGACCCCUACCAGGACUACCAGGACCCCUAUCAGGAUGCAUACAAGCCACAUCGCAAUCGCAGUUCCCCGGGCAGCUACAGCCAUGACUCCAGACACCGGCUCUGAGCCCACUUCUGUUACCACUGGGGCCUGAACCAGAACAAUCGCUGCAACAGAGCCAAGAUGGUCCCUUUUUGUUUUGGUUCAUGUUAAUUUCUUUUGUCUACCUGGUUAUUUUUCUCUUUCAGGUGUUUGUCUAUACUCUAACUGCCAGAGCAGCCCCUGUUAACCAACAGAACAAGCCGUCUAGAGGUUCAGGUUGCCAACAUUAACAAGAUUUCCUUUCAUUUGUGUUACUGGGACCAUGUGGGACUGUACUAACACAAUGCUCAGCAGAUGUGCAGCGCCGACCGUGCUUGCUGCCUGUGUCAGCAAGCUGACUGUGGAUAGUGGUCAGAUGGUGAUGGUGUGUGGGCUUUUGAGUACCUGGGACAUGGCACCGGGUCAGAGAGAGGCACACUGCACACAGACCAAUGAGGCUGCUGACCCCUCUCCUGGGCCAUGUGUAAAUCCUCUCACCAUUUAGCUUAUUGCAUGCUGAUAGAUGAUUGACCUCUGCACUUCAUUGAUAUUUUGUACCUAGCAUUCUGGACUCGCCCGUGAUGAGGUGUAGAUACGAUGGUCUGUUUUUUAAUAACCUGGUUGUGGAUAGGCGGUAAGGUAGGUGGUGAGUUUGUGGCAGGGCACAAAGAUGAUAUCUGGCUGCUGGUCUUGAAAACUGGUGCUUCACAUUCCCAAACUAUUUUGCUAUUUGAAAGUCACUUUGAGCAAAGCCAGCUUUUCUGUAGCAUAGCUUUAGGAUUUGAGUUAGGUGAUGACUCACUGUCGCAGGUGGAACAGAUUGGGAUGGUGCUGGGAUCAGCUCUCAGUCACACUG
Monopterus albus (swamp eel) is the source of this 2737-nucleotide messenger RNA. Its product is annotated as voltage-dependent L-type calcium channel subunit beta-4-like. The record is from RefSeq and is a predicted model, not a curated record. The transcript has 13 exons. Gene Ontology annotation, molecular function: protein binding; voltage-gated calcium channel activity. Bases 415 to 1926 code for a protein of 503 amino acids. Gene Ontology annotation, cellular component: voltage-gated calcium channel complex. Lineage: Eukaryota; Metazoa; Chordata; Actinopteri; Synbranchiformes; Synbranchidae. Gene Ontology annotation, biological process: calcium ion transmembrane transport.